AUGGCGGAGUUACUUAAGGGUUCUCCCGAACCCAAUGGUCCUCAAGUCUUCGUGCCGGAACAGAUCCAAAACAUUGGUUUUGCCUCCAUGUCUAAUGGAGUUCCGACCAUCUACUUCUCCGGGGCUGAAACACAAAAGCUUGCUGAUAGCAUGGGGCACACCAUCGUGGGUAAGUUUUCACAUUCUAUUCCUACGGGCCAUCAAAUUCAAAAAACUCUAGAUAACAUUAAAUUCCGAUGUGGGUUCAAUUGGAAAUACAUUAAUGCUAAACAUAUCCUAAUCCAAUGCGAGGAUUUGGCGGAUUAUGCCCGGCUUCUCGGAGGCCCAAAGGGAACACCCGUGUGGCUCAUUGAUCGCCACCCAAUGAGGGUCUUCAAAUGGUCCCCAGAUUUCGAUGCAUAUUGUGAGUCCCCGAUAGCAGCAAUUUGGUGUAAUUUAAUCGGACUCCCAAUUCACUUGUUUGAUCAAUCCGCUCUUUUCGCCAUCGGCAAGCUCCUCGGCAAUCCAAUCCAAGUUGAUCGGGCUACGGCUACCAAGACGAGACUCUCCUUUGCCCGCAUUUGUAUUGAGAUUGACAUCACCAAACCGCCCCUUGAAGAGAUAAUCCUUGACUUGUGCGGCCGCGAGUUGGUGCAACAAGUCCGGUGGGAUAAGAUCCCAUCCUAUUGCCAAGAGUGUAAACAUGUUGGCCAUGCAAGUGAUGUGUGCUAUGCGAUUGGCAAAAAGGAAAGGCCGCCGAAACGAAACUACAAUAUCAACCCGCCAAAGAAGGCAAACCCCGAAGGCCACGGUAUGAAGGGCAUGCAAGAUGCGGUGAGGCACAAUCCUAACUUCAAUGAAGGGAACCGCCAAGGGAAGAAUAAGGGCAAUGCCGGGAAUCGUCCUAACAACAAUUCAAAUGGAGAGGAGGAAAGGGAUACAACUUGGGAUGGUUCGGACAUUAUGGGUGGAACCCAAGGAGGGAAUACUUCGCGCCCCGAAACAUUCAAAGUGGGCCUCAAGCGCGGGGGAGGGGAAAAAGGGAACCCAACACCCCCGACCACCGAGCCACCUUCAUCAACUCAUGGAGAUAUGGAUGCGGAAUGGAAGUACACCAAGGCGAGCCGAUCGGUGUCCCCACCUACACGAGGGAGUGCGAGAGGGGGCCUACGCCAUGCAAUGACUAGGGGGCGUGGUUUCUUCUCAAAUCCGGACCGGUUCUCCAAGGCCCUGGGGCUGUCCUACAUUGGAUCGAACAUGACCGGAAAAAUCUGGUUGUUUGCGGAAGAGGGAUACACUUUUGAUAUUGAUUGUGAUUCGGAACAAAUCCUACAUGGGCGUCUCAAGUCCCACCGCAUUGCUAGGCCGCUGGCCAUUUCGGCCGUGUAUGCCAAAUGCACAAGAUCCGAAAGACACCUCCUGUGGGAUAAGAUGAGAGAGAUUGCUGGGGCCCUCGAAGGAUCACCAUGGAUUAUCGGUGGCGACUUCAACACCAUCCUAUCACACCGAGAUAGGGUUGGGAGCGACACCAACAGGCAAGCCGAGAUGGUCGGUUUCGCAGAGGCAAUUGAAGACUGUAGGCUCCUUGAUCCGGGGUUCGAUGGGGCGGAAUUCACAUGGGCCAAAAACGGCCUCUUUGAAAGAUUGGAUAGAGUGCUUGUUAGUGAGGGUUGGGCUAGGGCCUUCGAAGCUACUCGGGUUAAGAACCUCCCUCGGGUUGCUUCGGACCACGGGCCGGUCCUUGUAAGAUGUAAGAUGCUGAACACUACCAUCGAAGGCAAGGCAUUCCGAUUCCAGAACAUGUGGAUCCGACAUGGGGGGUUCAUGGCUGUAGUGCAAAAUGCAUGGGAGGAGAGUACGGGGGCGAGUGGACUCCUAAAUAUUCAAAUCAAACAUGCUAGAGUGAAAAGAGCCCUAAAGGCGUGGAACAAAGAAGUUUUAGGGAACAUCCAUGCCAACCUCAAGGAAAAGGAGGAAGGAAUUGCCGUGGCCCAAUCCAUCUUCGAGGCAAGGCCAACACCGGAAAAUAGGACAAUGAUCAAUAAAUACAUUGCCGAGUACAUCAUGUUUCUGAAAAUGAAAGAGGAUUUUUGGCGGCAAAAGGAGUAG
Molecule: messenger RNA, 2088 nt
Organism: Salvia splendens (bonfire salvia)
Lineage: Eukaryota; Viridiplantae; Streptophyta; Magnoliopsida; Lamiales; Lamiaceae
Exons: 3
Coding region: 1-2088 (695 amino acids)
Molecular function (GO): catalytic activity
Source: RefSeq, a predicted model, not a curated record